CGCGAUGUUUACCCAGUGAGAACGAACUUUCCAACAUGGCAGGUAAUAGGACAGUGUUAGAGGGGCGAGUUAGUAUAAAAUGCUUCAUAUUGGGAUUCUGUGUUGUUUUAAUUCCCAUUAUUUCGUCGGUGGCAGCACGCGUGGCCUUGGCAUCAGAUUACUUAACCGGCACAUGGGGCAAAAUAGCCAUUGCUGUGUAUCUGGUGGUGAUUAACGGUUUAGUUCUUGUCCUGUACAAAGGACCAAUUUAUAAGGUUGCUGUGCGGGCUUGCUUUCUUGGCUUUACCUUUGGUUGUGGUCUGCUUGUCAGUUUGACUCAGACAACAUGGACACACUUUGGCUGGUACAUGUGCUCCUUGUCCUUCUUCCACUACUCUGAAUACUUGGUGACGGCCAUGAUUAACCCCCAAAGUCUGUCCUUGGACUCUUUUCUCCUCAACCACAGCCUGGAGUACACUGUGGCUGCCCUGUCCUCCUGGGUGGAGUUCACUGUGGAGAUUCUUCUGUUCCCAGGGCUGAAGCAGUGGCGCUGGGUAAGUCUGAUGGGACUGCUGAUGGUGGUGUGUGGGGAGUGCCUGAGAAAGUCGGCCAUGCUGACCGCCGGCUCCAACUUCAACCACAUCGUCCAGAACGAGAAGGCCCAGAGCCACGUGCUGGUGACCUCGGGCGUGUACUCCUGCUUCAGACACCCAUCCUAUGUGGGCUGGUUCUACUGGAGUAUUGGCACGCAGGUGGUGCUCUGUAACCCUGUGUGCGUGCUGGGCUACACGUUGGCCAGCUGGCGUUUCUUUCGGGAGCGCAUUGAGGAAGAGGAGAUGUCUCUCAUUCUCUUUUUUGGAGAAGAGUACUUUGAGUACAAACGCAAGGUACCUACAGGCCUGCCCUUCAUCCAGGGCAUGUGUGUGGAACCCUGAACUGGCUAUAGAGGCAGUGACAAAGACACAACAUAUUUAAUGAAACAUGCCAAAGCCUCCUCAGACUGGCUCUGAGUUAGCGGGAGCUGGCAGUCUGACACUGUGGCUCCGCCCCUUGGCUGCAUGGAGUGCCCAGUGCCUGUGCCAGGCAACCAGAGACACUGAUAUGCUGAGCACUGUGGAGCUCCGCCCCCUGCCCCCAACAAGCACGCCCCCCAGCAAAAGUGCCCAUACCUCUUCCUGUCUCUCGGCAAACCCUCAACCAACCACUCCAUGUCUCCAUGCUUGUUUACAGUUUUUAUUCAAUCCCUGUGGAUCUCCUGAUUUUCCUGUUUGUUUUCUUAGUGUUCAGUUACUGAUGGGUAAGUCUGAGAGCAAGAGGGCUUUCUGUCACUAGAGAGGAACUUGUGCCUAAUUGGAUUUGAAUUUCCAAAAAAUGGUUUCAUGUGGUGUCAUGUAUCGGAUAGGCUGGAUCUCAGUGGUCAUAGAGUUGUGACAAAUAUAUAAUAUAUAAAAUUUGCUGAAGGUUAGUUGGAGGUAGUGUAUACAUGCAUAGAUUACCAAGAUUUUACCAUAAUUGUUCUGGCAAAUGUUACCAGUAAAUGGAUCAGGAAUGAUUAGUGAAGAUUAUAUGAAUUUAUAUGAUAUUAUAUUAAUUUCUUCUCCCCUGUGUUUGAUGGACAAGUGGAACCUGGCUAUAGCUAAGAAAAUCUGUGUUUGUGGUCCAGACUCAAGGAGCCAUUCGCUCUUUUUGCAUGUAGCAGGAGCUCAUUUUAAAAUGCCUGUGAAUACAAAGUUAUUUUGCGUGUUUCAGUGGUGUAAAUUCCAGAUACAUAGUGAUUUGUGCAGAUUUUUGCCACUUAUGGUAAAUAAUGUGCUAAUAAUGAGCUCUGGGUCUGAAUAAUUGCGGCACAGCAUUUUCUCAACAUUUAAAAAUGUUGAGAAAAUGGAGGGCUACACAGCUGCAAAAUUACGUCUGAAGAAUCAUUGCUGGAUGUUAUCAUUCCAAAGUGUGAACCAAGCUCUCUAAGCUCUGCAGUGAAACAUUUGAAGAGAUUCUGAUGCUGUGCACUAAUGGCAUCAUUUGGGUCUUAUUCCAGUUGCCUGAAAUCAUCACUUUUGACUGUCAUUGCACUGAGGUUUGUGAUGAGUGGAAGGCUGCAUAUGUAAUGGCCAAGUUAUGGCCAUAUACCGGGAACAAUAGCUGGCCUGAUAUUGCUUGAUUUUUGUUUUGUUGAUUUGAAUACCACACAGUGUGUUUGCAUACUGCACUCAAACAUGGAUUGCCUUCACUUUCUUGAAUCAAUUUGUGAGAGCUUCCAUGAUCAUUUUUGAGUGUAAUUAUUCACUACAUUGGUGAAAUGUGUUUAAUUGUAUUUUAAUAAAGGUUAUUGAUUUAGGGAAGCGAUACAGAA
Conger conger (European conger) is the source of this 2329-nucleotide messenger RNA. Its product is annotated as protein-S-isoprenylcysteine O-methyltransferase-like. Gene Ontology annotation, molecular function: protein C-terminal S-isoprenylcysteine carboxyl O-methyltransferase activity. Gene Ontology annotation, biological process: C-terminal protein methylation. Gene Ontology annotation, cellular component: membrane; endoplasmic reticulum. The coding region runs from base 36 to 914 and encodes 292 amino acids. The transcript has 5 exons. The record is from RefSeq and is a predicted model, not a curated record. Lineage: Eukaryota; Metazoa; Chordata; Actinopteri; Anguilliformes; Congridae.